Molecule: messenger RNA, 516 nt
Organism: Scomber scombrus (Atlantic mackerel)
Lineage: Eukaryota; Metazoa; Chordata; Actinopteri; Scombriformes; Scombridae
Product: galactose-specific lectin nattectin-like
Exons: 6
Coding region: 1-516 (171 amino acids)
Source: RefSeq, a predicted model, not a curated record
AUGGAAUCAAAGUGGGCCAUGUUAAGGACCUCAGUUGUGGAGGUGGCUGCCCAGAGUUAUGGCCAGAAGGUCAUUGGUUCCUUCGACCCCAACAAUGGCUUGAACCCCUGCUUCAUCAGACUUUCACCCAGGUACAUCAGAUUCCCAUACAUCGCCAUCAAUCGAAGUCCAGAUCAAGUGGGACUUCCUGAAGUGCCCAACAUCCGUGCCUGCACUCUCAUCGGUGGGAAUCUUGCUUCCCUCCCCAAUACAAAAGUGUACAACUUCAUCAGAGCUAUCAUUCAUAGAUCAACUGGCAAACAUACAGUAACUUGGGUUGGAGGCUACGAUGCAGCAAAGGAGGGUUUGUGGCUGUGGAGCGAUGGCAGCAAGUUUUCCUUCAAAGGCUGGCAUCGUGGGGAGCCUAACAAUGCUGGUGGAGAGAAUUGCAUGGGGAUCAACUUCAGAGGACGAAACUAUGUCAAUGAUGCAAGGUGUAGACAAAAGAAGUCUUUUAUUUGUGCCAAGGCCCUGUGA